UUUGGGAUUUUGAAGAAAAAAAUUAAGAGAGAAAAAUUAGAGAACUGAUACGAUUGGGGAAUGGCGAUGGAGAUGGAGGAGCGAGGAAAAGUUGGGACUUUGAUAGAAAAAGCUACAAACUCGACGGCUUCCGAGGUUGAUCCACGCUUCCUCAAAGCAAUCAAAUCGGUGGUCCGUUCAUCCGAUAAGGAACUCCGACUGGCGGCCCAUACCCUCAUGGACCUCAUGAAGCGCGAUCAUUCCCAGGUUCGUUAUCUCACGCUUCUUAUAAUCGAUGAGCUUUUCAUGCGGUCUAAGCUUUUCAGAACCCUUGUGGUUGAGAAGUUAGAUCAGUUGUUGGCCUUAAGUGUUGGGUUUAGAAGAAAUAUGCCACUCCCAGCUCCUUCAGCAAUUGCUUCCACUUUGCGUUCUAAGGCAAUUGAGUUCUUGGAGAAGUGGAAUGCAUCUUUUGGGAUUCAUUACAGGCAGCUUAGAUUAGGUUUUGAUUAUCUUAAGAAUACUCUCAGGUUUCAAUUUCCUAAUCUUCAGGAGACCGAGGCCAGAAUAGAACGAGAGAGAAGGGAAAGGGAGAGAAGGACUCGGGAGAUUUUACAGAACAAGUUUGAAACACUGAAGACGAAUUUUAGUUCUGUUAAGGAAGAAAUACGGGCUACGGUUGAUGAGAUUAGACAAUGUUUAGAUAUUGUUCGUACUAAAGAGGAAUGUGUGCCUCCCAUCCUAUUGGAUGAUGAAGAUUUUGUAGAGUUUCGUUCUGCUGAAUUGAGGCAGAUCCGCCUUGACUCAUUGAAGGAAGGAGAAAAAGUACAUGAGAACAAUGAUAACAAAGUGGUUUUCGAUGCAUUAAGAGAGCUGUAUAAGCUUUUAGUGACUAAGCAUCUGGUUUCAGUACAAGAAAGCAUUUCUAUUCUCAUAAGGGUUGAAGUGGCUGACAACAGGUCACGAGAUUCCAUGCUAAAGGAGUUGAUUGAUAUACGGAACAGUCUUAUGUCUGUGAAGAAGGAUUGUGAAGAAUCUGGUUGUGCUUUACCCAAAACUGCAAAAAAUAAAGAAGAGGAGGAGGAAGAUUUCUGGGAGGAAGGUGACUUUGGAUCAACCAACAAUGGAGCUACUACUGAACCUGAGAAGCGUAAGGAGGUAGAAAGUUCUAAUGCAGAUGAGAAAAGUAGAUCUGUUGAGGAUAGGAAUUCCAAGAAAUCCAAUAAUCGAAGCGAAAAUCUUGCUAAACUUCCAGCUUCAAGCAAGGUGAAAGCCAAAGAUAAAGAACGCGGUAACUUGAGUUCUAAGGGCAAAGAGAUUCUGGGACCUGAAAAUUCUGUCUGGAGUGACCUUUUGGCCGAAGCUCCAGUUCUCAAUUGGGGUUCUUUCUUGGAUAAUUGGGGCUCAGUCUCUAAUAGGGAUACAUUAGCAAAUCAGAAAGGCUUGGAGCUUGACAAUCACUGGGGAAGAGUAGAUUAUGAUGCUGUGAUUCCAGCUGAGAAAAUUGCUGAAUUGAAUCUUCAGGCUACUAUUUACCUGGAAAAGUUGGGAGAAAUCCAACCGUGCCGUGCACCUUUGAAUAAAGGUGGACUUUGUCAGAGAAGAGAUUUGAAGAUUUGUCCAUUUCAUGGGCCCAUUAUAUCUCGAGAUGAUGCAGGAAACCCAAUCAAUCAGAAUUCUUCAACAGAUAAUACAGAUCCUGAUUUAGGCUCUGGUUUAGCAGAGCAGUUGGCAAAAAAAGCUGUGAAUAAUGUUAGGGAGCGAGAUAAAGAGGAAGCAAGGAAGAGAAAACUUGCAAAACAGUCAUUAAAGCGGGAAAAGCUUGCUAAAGUUCGGGAACACAAUGAAGUUGUUCUUCGUGACGCUGCAAUGGCUUCAACAUCAAUAUCAGCAGCUUUUGGAGAAGACAUGGAGGAGACUAUUGGAGAGAGGUCAGUGGGGAGAAGAAACAAACAAACUCUGGCAUCCAUGCUGCGGAAGAAAGUUACGACAAAAGAUAGGUUAGCUCAGAGGCUUCUAAACACCAGGGCAAUAGAUGCAACAAUAAGACAGAUGACCCAGGGUGAGGAUGCAACUUAUAAAGAAGCCUUUCCCAAUCAAUGGUAGAUGGUUUCCUAUUGAGUAUGCAGGCAUUUCUUGAAGGGCCAUGCCGAUAAAUCCUUGGGCAAGUACUGGUCAAACAAUUUCAAUGGUGUUCGUGCGAAUAUAUAAAGCACAAACUGAUUGAAUAUUCAUUGCAUUAAUGAAGCUAUUUCAAUCAAAUUCCUCUUCGAGCUUGAGGAAUCUAGUUGUACCAUUGUGAAUCAGGUAUGAUGAAACAUUUAAGCAAAGAGUCAUUGUAUUGUCAGUUUUGUGACAUUCACGUGUUUUACUCAGUUUUUGAGGAUUUCAUUUUACAUAUUCUUGGAAAUAAAUAAAGAGCUAGAAUGUUAGGCCAGUGUUUUAUACAAUAAAGGAGAUUUUCUCUCA
This is a messenger RNA of Hibiscus syriacus, 2445 nucleotides long. RefSeq names its product UV-stimulated scaffold protein A homolog. The record is from RefSeq and is a predicted model, not a curated record. The transcript is spliced from 2 exons. Bases 61 to 2082 code for a protein of 673 amino acids. Gene Ontology annotation, biological process: transcription-coupled nucleotide-excision repair; response to UV. Gene Ontology annotation, cellular component: chromosome. NCBI's taxonomy places the organism in Eukaryota, Viridiplantae, Streptophyta, Magnoliopsida, Malvales, Malvaceae. Gene Ontology annotation, molecular function: RNA polymerase II complex binding.